CAGACAUUGUUCAUUUAACUGUUGUAAUGGUGAUAAUCUGUGGUGUGCAAUAUGAACGUAUCAUUGUCGGUCGCUCUUUGAGAUACAAUCCAGGCGAUUUUUCUAUCACGCUCAGUAAUUUAAUUGGUUAUAAAGGAGAGGAGAUUCAAUUUGAAUGGUCAAAUCAUAAUGUAACGAUAAUAGGAUGGGCUCAAAGAAACCGGACCUGGUUUGAGGACUGUAUACACCUGCCACACAUCAUUACAAUGGGUGUCAUCGAAACAAAGUUUGACGAUGAACGAGGUAUCCUUUACAUCAAGUUAUCAAAACAUGCGAUUGACAAAAUUGAUCCCGCAACAACCGUAUCGGUUCAAGAACUACUUGACCAGCAAACCCCAUCGUCAAGCGGCGGCGGAAGAAAAGAUUCAUCACAAAACAACCAUACAAAGGGCGGCGGCGCAACAAAAAAGCGCAUAAAAGAGGCGGAGCUUACAUGGCAGGAAGAUGACGAAAGAUCAUCGUCAUGGCGGGUCUUUGAGAAUCUGAAAAUGGGCUUGAAGAUUAUUCUAGUCGUUAUUGUGACUCUUGGUUUAUUUAGACUGAUUGAAAUACAAAAAAGAAUCAAUCAGUAAUCUAAACAAAUCCUCAGUUGUUUAAAGAGAUAAUUACCUUAGGUAUAACUAAAAUAAUAUUAAAACUCAUAAUAAUUAAUCAAAAUUCGGAAUAAAUAAAUAAAUAAAUAAUUUAGUUGGACAAUUAUAUGACCUAACUUUUCCAAUCUAUGACCUAACUAGUUUUUAUACCAAAAUAAUAUUAAAACUCAUAAUAAUUAAUCAAAAUUCGGAAUAAAUAAAUAAAUAAAUAAUUUAGUUGGACAAUUAUACCCUUUAGAUUAUAUCUAUAAAAGCCUAAACCCCAGCUCUUUUCUCCAACCCUAGCCUCCAUUCUCUUCUCCAUAGGUCCUUGCAGCCGCACGUCACUGUCGGCGCCGCCCCAUGGUCCGCUGUCUGCCGCCGCCCAUGGCCUGAUGUCCGUCACCGUCCAGGAGCACGAUCGCCGGCCACAUAUCCAUCCAGUCGGUUGCUUGCCCGGCCACCCUAGCCAUAUGUUCACUGCAACCAUCGCUAUGGCCGACGCCACCAGCCCCUCCGCCGUCUCGAUCCAUGAGCGCCGCCUCCCGCCUCUGUCCCAUGUGCCUACCUCAACCGCCGGAGUAUUUCCAAAACCUAGUAGGAAGAAUGGACAGUGUGGCGCAGGUGAUGAAUUUUGGUUACGAUGGCUAAUUUGUGCGGCGCUGGAGGAGUUUUAAGUGAAGAUGGGUUUGUGCUUUGUGACACAUGAGCGAAAUAGGGUUUUCAAUUUGGUGAAGUGCCGAGUGCGGCACUGCUUUACUUUUCAAUUUCUUUUCUAUUUUUUCUUUUCAUUCUCAUUUUUGCUUUUUUUGCUUUUGAAAUUAAGAGUUUCUAAAAUUAGGGUUUGUGGGCAUUAAAUUGAGGCAGUGAAUAUGCGCAGUGAAUAUCAUUAUAGAUAUUGUUGGGUACGACAGUAAAUAUGAUAAUACAUAUGUUGUACAUGACAGUGAAUGAAUGCAUUAAUGAAGUUUGUUGUGCAGUGAUUAUGAUCGGGAGUGCAGUAAUUUCGACAUCAAACCCAAUAUGCUUAAUUAGACGUAAAAUACUAAAAUUAUUAAAACUAAAAAAAAUUAAAAAUAAACCUAUAAAUAAUUUCCUAAAGUGAAUGAGAAGAAAUUUAAUUUUAGGGGAAGUGCAGUGAUUAUUACCGGAUGUGCAGUAAAGUCAUGCAUUAAA
This is a messenger RNA of Cuscuta epithymum, 1787 nucleotides long. Lineage: Eukaryota; Viridiplantae; Streptophyta; Magnoliopsida; Solanales; Convolvulaceae. The record is from the annotation of a GenBank genome assembly.